ACACCAACAUCACCCUUGCAUUUUGGCUGCGCACCGAGGUGCACUGUUGGCUUCGCGUUGAGUGCUGCUUCGGUCUGACGUUCCGAGCCGGCUUCAUCCCCACCGAGGACCGGCGCACAGCUCAGAUCUGGAUCGUUUCAUCUCACCGCCGGUGUAAUCGCAAGUGGGCAUCCUUGCGGCUUCUGACUGUCUGUCCGCUGGCAGCAGAGGUUCCGACUGCGUGCGCACGAUCGGCCAGCCUCCUCCCAUCGGAUAUCCCAUCAACCCGACCAUGGAUCGCGGCGCGCCAGAGUACUCGCAGUCAGAUCCUGCGUCUGUUGCGCCGUACGCAGGCCAGCAGGACGCGCGGUCCACUGCCUACUCCAACUCGGCCACCCCGACAUCAGAAUACAGCGUCUACCCGCCGACAUCACGGUCCGGCACCUUCCCGGAAAUGCAGCGUCAAUACCCACCUGUCACCAACGCCAACGGCGGCGGCAGUGCAGGUAUGCCGCAAACACCAACAAGUCCGUCAAUGCCACUGCAAGAUGGGCGCAGCCAUCAGAGUCCCCGGCAGCAGCAAGCCAAGUCUGACAGCUACAUCCCUAUAGAUCCGUCCAUAGCAGCUGCGAGCCCGACCUACACUACCCAUGGCCAGUAUUCACCCUACGCUGCGCCGCCCCAAGACAUGGCAGCCCACGGGUACCACCAGCAUCCUGGCACUCCGGGUUUGUACGCCCAGCCUCGCCCGGACUGGGGGGGCUACGGCCAGCAGGCUGCUGGGCACAUCACGCCAACUCAUCACGUUUUCCAUCAGGCCCCGGCUACUGCUGUCCCCCAGGGCCGCCAGAAUCAGGUCUACAGUUUCGUGCCAAUCCCUGGCGCGCAGCAGCACAAGAGGCCCAGGCGACGCUACGAGGAGAUUGAGCGCAUGUACAGGUGCGGCUGGCAGGGUUGCGAGAAGGCCUAUGGUACCCUGAACCAUCUGAAUGCCCACGUUACGAUGCAAGGCCACGGGCCGAAGCGGGUUCCGGAAGAAUUCAAAGAGGUCCGCCGACUUUGGAAGGCUCGGAAGAAGGAAGCGGAGGCGCGUGAGAAGGCCGCUGAAGAGGAGCGCCAACGUCAGGCCGCUGCUGCCGCCGCCGCCGCUGCUCAGAACGGUGGUGCAGAGCAGCAGGCUCCGGCGGACCCUGCGCAGCCGCCGACAACGUACGCGACCACGGGUGCCGUCCAGCUGCCUCCGAUCGGGUUUCAGCCUCGGUACCCCGGCCAGUCCACCGGCGGCAUUCAGCAACAGGUGCCCGAGUAUAGCUACCCCAACUACUCGCCGACAUCGCCGUACGGCCAGUCAAACCAGCAGAUGUACAACCAGCCCAAUGGUGGCCAAGGCGGUGGCAGCCACUAGGGGUGCAGGUUGCGCCAUAACACUGUUGCAUGUCCCGCCCGCGUACGGGGACUC
Messenger RNA from Thermothielavioides terrestris NRRL 8126, 1438 nucleotides. RefSeq lists its product as uncharacterized. NCBI's taxonomy places the organism in Eukaryota, Fungi, Ascomycota, Sordariomycetes, Sordariales, Chaetomiaceae. The record is from RefSeq and is a predicted model, not a curated record. Bases 272 to 1384 code for a protein of 370 amino acids. Gene Ontology annotation, biological process: regulation of DNA-templated transcription. The transcript is spliced from 5 exons.